This is a messenger RNA of Aplysia californica (California sea hare), 11846 nucleotides long. Its product is annotated as golgin subfamily A member 4. Gene Ontology annotation, cellular component: Golgi apparatus. The coding region runs from base 132 to 7676 and encodes 2514 amino acids. Gene Ontology annotation, biological process: Golgi vesicle transport. The transcript has 26 exons. Gene Ontology annotation, molecular function: small GTPase binding. Lineage: Eukaryota; Metazoa; Mollusca; Gastropoda; Aplysiida; Aplysiidae. The record is from RefSeq and is a predicted model, not a curated record.
AAGAUUCCUGUGAGACGUGUCGUAAACACAAAACUGGUUUGCUUAUCACGAGCUUCAAACCGAAACGGGAAAUAUAUUGGGCUAAAAGUGCCUCCUGUCGGCAGCGGAUGUAGUCACAUCCUCAUCUCAAAAUGUUCAAGAACUUGAAAAAGAAAUUGGAACAGGGAGUAGCUCAAUCAAAGGCUGCAGUCACAAAUCUAUCGUCUGGUAACAAGGGAGAUGAGUCUGCAGACAGCAAAAAUACAUCAGACCCAUUUGGAGAGCCGCUGGCUGAAAGCACACCACAGAAAGGGGCUGCAAAUGCUGCAAAGCAGGAUGGAACCAGUUCUUCUGGUGGCAGCCAGACACCGGGCAGUGUUCGCAGUGGGGGUGGAUCCAAUGUCCCAGUUGGUCAACUUGUUGAUGUACCCUUAGAAGGACCAGAAAAUUCACACUAUGAGACUGCCUCAGAGCUGAGUUCUGUGCGAGGGGAUGAGACUCCCAGAGGAGGUCGUUCCAGGACGUCCUCCAUCAGCUCCAUGACCAGUAUGACGAGUGACAGCUCCUUCUUCCCUAGCGUUAGCUUCUCCUCCCACAACUACUAUGUCCCUUCGGAUGUGGAGAGUGAGAUGGAGGACUCAUCAGUCAACUUGUCUGCCAUCUCAAAGGAGGAUCUCUAUGCAUUUGUCAAGAGGUUUGAGAGGAGAGCCUUCAAGUACAAGUCAAAGUUUAUGGAGCUCGGGGCUGCAUAUAAAGACAUGAUCCAAGAAAGAGAAAAGUUGAAGGCUACCAUGGCCCAGUGUCAGGACCGAGCCUUCCGUCGGAUGUCUGAGCUGCGUGAACAGAUUCAGUUGGACCAGCUUGCUAAACGAGAUCUGGAGGAGAAUUAUCGUCUUUUGCUGGAUGAGAAGGAUGAGUAUGUCAAGGUGCUCAAUACCCAGGUUAAACUGCUCCGUGAAGGCAAGGACAUUCCUGAAGAGCUCCAGGAAAAGCUGUCCAGCAAACAGGCCAAAGCUGAGGCAGCUCCUCCACCCACCCCGGCCAGUGGUGCAGACAUCAGCCCAGCUCAAGAGAUAGAACUGCUCAAGUCAAAAAUCAAACGGCAGGAUGGAUUGUUGCACAAAUGCAAAGAGUCGAUCAGUAGUUACAAGGAAAAAGUCUCGCUACUGUCACGUGACAAGCAGGACCUCAUCACUAAAUUGGAGGCCUCUUCAAAAGGUGGGCAGUCUGAAGCAUCUGGUGCUUCGAGCCAGGAACUGGUCAAGCUUCAAAAUCAGAUGAAAGAGGCUCGAAAGGUCAUCGAACAACUGGAGACUGAUAGAGAGGUGGCAAUUGCUGGAGUGAAGCAACAGGUUCAUGAAGAAAUGGAGAAAAAAGACUUGGAGUUGGCGCAGGUGAAGUCUGAUAGUCACAAGCUACUGGAGGAGAGCACCAACAUCAAACUGGAACUGGAGAAACUAUCCAAGGAAAGAGACGAACUGAUAGAGACAAAUAAGGAGCAGCUAGAGAAGGCACGGGAGAUAAUGCGCAAGUUAAAGGAGGACAAACGUUUGGCAAUGGAACAGGCCGAUGAGAAAAUCCGCCUUGCUGAGGCUAGUAUGGAGGAGGAGAAGGAGAAGAUGCUGACUGAUCUGAAGAGAGGCAAAGCUGAAGCUUUCUCUGUGAUGCAGCAAGAAUCUGAGAAACUUUUAACUGAGAAAGUUGCAGAGGCAGUUGAGGAGCGGGACAAGAUGUGGAAUGUAAAAAUGGCAGCACAAGAGGAGGCCAAUAAUGAAAUGCUACAGGCCAAGGAUCGAGAAAAAGAAAUGGCAUUGGCAACAAUGCACGAAGAGGUACGCCUGAAGCUACGUGAGAAAGAAGAGGAAGUCAAGCUAGUUGUGGAGGAAAGAGAGCUACAGAAGAUGGCAGCCGUGUCGGGUCUAGAUGAGCAGAAGGAUAUGCUGCAGAGGCAGAUUGAGGCUCUGACCUCGGAGAAAAUUGAGCUGAACAACCAUCUAUCUAAGUCAGAGGAGGAUGCUGAGGUACAAAAGGCAGAUUUGAUGGAACAAAUCAAACAGAGCCAAGAGCAACAUGCUAAGGAGAUAGCUGCCCUUCAAGAAAAACUACAGGAAGAAAGUGCCUCAGUGAAACUAGCUCAGGAGGACAAAGAGUUGCAGGAACGGAAACAUCAAGAAGAGAUUCAGGCUUUGAAAGAGCAGCAAGAGAAAGCCUUGAAGGUCAUCAGUGCAGAGCAAGAUGCUGAGCAGAAUUCUAGACAUGAAUCUUUGCAAGCCGAACUGGAGCAACAGAUUGCAAGAACUGAGAGUUCCCUGAGCCAGUGCCGGAUUUCAUUACAAGAAUCUGAACAGCGAGUAGCGGCACUUCAAACUGAACUUGCUGAAAAGUCUCGUGAACAUGAAGCACAGCUUGAGGAGUUAUAUGCUGCUGUGAAUGGUAAAGGCGAGGAGAAUGACAGAUUGGCCAAAGAGCUGGAGGAGCUACGGAAACAAACAGAAUGCAAAGAGAAAGAGCUAGAAGAUGUCUCAGUUAAACUGAUUUCUACCUCACAAGAAAGUGAGCAGCUGAAAAUACAGAUUGAGUCAAAGCAAGGAGAAGCACAAAGUCAACUCGGAGAAAAAGAAGAGCUUGUAGCAAAACUGGAAGCCAUGAACGUCAGGGAAACCAAACUCCAGCAGCGACUUGACAGCUCUGAACAUGAACGAAGUGACAUGGAGGGACGGGUCAACAUUCUGGCGGAGGAACUGAACUCUUUGAGAGAAGAGUUGAAUGUUGCCGCCACAGAGCUGAGGACUUCCCGGGAGGAGGGACGUCGCCGUGAGGAAGAACUACAGCAACAGCUCUCUCAGGCUGAAUCUGACAAGUCUAGGAUAAGCAAUGAAGUGGCUGGUGAGAAAGCUGAGAAGCUUGAACUUCUCAUGGGUGAAAUUGAGACUCUGAAAGCAGAAGUGGCGUCUGAGAGAGAAUUGCAUGAACAGCUGAAGUCGGUCAGUGACAGUGUUUCUCAUGAGAGGGAUGAGUUGAAAGCCCAGUGUGUGACUUACGAGGGCAAAGUAACGGAGCUACAGGAGGUGGUGCGCAGUCUUGAGGCAUGUCAGAGUGCUGUGCAGACAGAGAAGGAAGGUCUAGAGGAGAAGCUUGGCAGUUUGGAAGAGAUUGUUGCUGGGCUGAAGAAGUCGAAAGAAGAGCUCGGAGAACAGCUACACGGAAGACACGAGGAACUGGUCCAGCAGGCAGCCACGGAGAAAACAGCUCUUGAGACGAGGGCGAGUGAACUGGCCACACAGGUGAGCAGUCACCAGGAGGAGGUUGACAGGCUCAAUAGAGAACUCAUUUCUAAAGAUGAUGAGAUCAUGGCGAUGCGCUCCGUCAUGGAAGACAACUCAGAGUAUGUCAAGACUGUUGAGGGCAAACAGGAGGAACUAAAUGCUCAGUUACGGGGUAAGACUGAAGCAAUGGAGGAGGUGGAGGCAAAAUUGAGUAAAAGUUUAGAGAAAUUUGAGAAACUCAAGGGUGAAGCCAAUGUAAAGAUUAAAGGUUUGAAGGAUAUUAAAGAUUCUCUCACUGAGCAGUUGGAGCAAAAGCAAAAAGAUUUGGAAGAGCAAGCAGCUGCAAAUGCUAGUGAAAAAGACAAUUUGAUUCAGACUUACGAGGAAAAACUGACUGCAAAGCAGCAAGAAAUAUCGUCCCUGGAAUGCACUUUUAAGGAACAGUUUGAAGAAAAGCAAGCUAAAUUUAAGGAUACUUUGACAAAACUAAGAGAUAGACAUGAAGAGAAAUUACGUGAGAAAGAUGAGCAGUUUGAAACUCAAAUGAGACAAUUGAGUUCACAGAAGGACUUGGGUCUUGAAGAUGUGAGGAAAAAUUUUGAGAAGUUGAAAGAAGAUCAGCUGAGAGAGAGUGAGGAGCGACACCAGUCUGAGAUGAAAGAUCUCAAAGCUGAAUUAGAUACAGAAGUUCAGAGUUUGAAGGCAGAGCAUAAUGCAGCCAUGGAGGCUAUUCAGACCCAGAAGCAGCAAGUUGUUUCUGAAUUGGAAGAAAAAGUGACUGAGGCUAAUAAAUGCAAAGAAGAAGAAGUGGUGCGUCUCAAAGAACAGCUCUCCAUGGUUCAAGGUGAACUUACAUCUACCCAAACAGAUUUAAACCAAGCAGCAGAUGGCCACAAGGUAGAUUUGGAGGAAUUGAAAUCCCAAGUACAGGAGAAGGAAGGUGAGAUACAGAAAAUGACUUUACAGUUUGAUUCUGUAAAAUUUCAACUGGAAAGCGAGGUAGCGCAAAGAGAGGAGCGUGUCAAGUCUUUGGAGGAAGAGUUGAGAGAACAGAAUCAGAGGCUGGAGACCAUGGCUGGCACAGUGUCAGCAGAGCAAGAGUCAUUACAACGACAGCUGGCACAAGAAACAAGCCGUGCUGAUGACUUGCAGAAGGAAGUUAUCGCACUUAGAGAGAAAGGGGAGACUCAGACUAUAGAGUUUCAAGAGAAAGAGGCCUCACUGAUAGAAGUGAAUCAGAGUCUAGCUCAACUUCAGAAAGAGCAUGCAGCAAUUGAGGAGAUGUUGCGUGCUGUCAAUGAGGCUGCACAGGAAAAGGAGGAGGAGAGUAGUAGGAAAGUGCAAGAACUUGAAACAAAAGUGCAAAGCUUAGAAACAUCAGAGAGAGAAAUUAAUGAAAAUUGUAACCGACUAGUUGAAGAUUUGAAAGUCAGUCAUGAAACACAACUGUCUGAGCUGACGGUGAAAAAGCUAGAACUGGAAGAGCAGCUGUCAGCAGGACAGCAGGAAUUGUCUGAGUGUAGGGCAGAGUUACAGACAGUCACACAGAGUUAUGAGGCUCAGCUGACUCAAGAAAGAGAUAGAGUUGGAGCCAUAGAGACGACUCAAGGGGAACAACUGACAGCCAUUAAACAACGCUUGGAAGAGACUCAGAACAAGGCAGAGUCUUCCCUGACCUCUGUCCAGGCAAGGUUAAAAGAGGAAGAAGAAAAACUAGUUAAUGAACGUAGACAGCAUGAAUCAGACCUGGAGACUGUGAAAACAGAAGGGGAGCAGCGAGUGAAGGAGCUGAAGCAGAAGUAUAUGGUCAAGUUAAAGGAGAUGCAGAGUCAGGCCAAGUCUACCAUAGAAGGUCUGGAACAAAAGCUGCAGGCGGCCACAAGUGGCAAGGAGGAUGUUUACACAGAGCUGACUAGAGCCAAUACACGGCUUCUGCAGCUGGAGGAGAGCUCUGGCCUCACCCGAGAUACAAUUGUGGACUUGGAGAGGAAGGUGUCAGAAAUGUCGACUGUGAUAGAAGAAAAAGACACUGAGCUUGAGAAGAUGAAAGUGGAACAUGGGGAAAGAGAGAAAAGUUUACAGAUCACUCUUGAGGAAUCUCAGAGUAACUGUCAGGAGCUUCGUGAAAAGUUAUCACUGAACCUACAGAAUCUGGAGACAAAACAUUCAGACUCAGAUAAACUUAUGAUGGAGUUAGAAGAAGCAAAUGUGUUGGUAAAUCAGAAACAAGGUUCCAUAGAGGGGCUAGAGAGGCAAGUGUCAGAACUCACUUCCAGCAAUGAGAAGCAGAAAGAGGAACAUGCAGAGGAAAUGAAGAAGAAAGAAGAGAAACAUGGUCAGGAGUUACAAGACAAGGAACAGAAACACUUGGUAGUGUUGCAAGAAAGUGAGGAAAGACAUGUCCAAAUAUUGCAGGAGAAAGAUGCAAAGUUAAAUGAACUGGAAGGCAUGCUUGACAAAACACAGAAACUGUUAGAAGAGACUCAGAAUAACCGGUUGGACCUGGAGCAAAAAGUGCAGGCUGUGGGGGACACUGUGUCUGAGCUCACUGGCCUGCAGCAGCAAGUGUCACAGCUCCAGUCUGAACUAGCAAAGAAUUCAGUAGAGUCACAGGAGCUGCAGGAGAAACUGCAGAGAAAGACUUCAGAGUGUGAGAGUCUUGAGGCAGAGAAAGUGUCUGCUCAGUCUCAGUUGGAAAAUAAAUCACUUGAGAUGAACCAGAGUGAGGAAAAGCUUAGAACUGACUGGGAGAGACGACUCAAAGAGUGCAAUGAGGCUCAUGCUACCGAGCUGAGUACACUCCAAACCCAACUAGAAUCUGAGAGCAGCUCUAAGGUUGCAGAGUACAAGAAAAAAGCGGAGGCGUAUAUUUCCCAGGUUAAAAAACAGUUACAAGAUGAUAAAAGUGCCACAUCACAACAGCAACAAGAGGUUAUAUCAAAACUGGAGGAAAAUGUCCGCAGUCUUUCUGAGGAAAUGAACAAACUCAAACAAGACCAUGAGAAGACAACAGAAGAAUACAAAACUCAGCUGGCAGAGGUACAGUCUCAUCAGACCCAAGUUGAACAAAGCAAAGACACUGUGAUAGAGACCCACCUGAAAAAGCAGAGUGAGCUGGAGCAGAGCAUACUGACUCUUCAGCAACAGCUUGAUGCCGUUAAUUCAGAGAAAAAUUCUCUUUUGGAAAAGUUGUCUACAGUAGAGAGUCAAGGGCAGGAGUUGAAGGAAGGCCAUAAUACUGAGGUGAAAGAAUUGCGCUCUAAAUAUGCUGAACUGGAGAAACAGUUUGAGUCUCUGAAGAGCGAUAGAGACCAAGAGGUGGAGGAGCUUGAGGGAAAGCUGAGUGCUGUUGCUGAGGAGAAGGAGAAGGAGAAGCGGGAGGCACUGGUGACGCAGGACAAUGAACAUUCGACCAAGGUGAAGCAACUGGUGAAAGAGAUGAAUCAACAACUGGGGGAGAAAGAGAGAGAGUUCGAGAGCACCAUCAGGGAAGCUUUGGACAAAAGUGAGCGAGGAGAACAGGGAAUGCUGCGGGAACACCAAGCAGAUCUGGAGGAACUACGUAAAGAGCUACAAGAGAGAGAUGAACGCAUUGAGGAACUACAUGUUGAAUACAAGACAAAACUAGAGAAUGUGAAGUCUGAACUUGAAGCCAAGGUGACAAGCCUUCAGUCUGAGCUGAGCACUGUGGAGCAACGCCGUCAGCAAGAGUUGUUGGAGCAGGAUGCUCACAUGAGAAAUGAGCAUGAGAGAAAGCUUCAAGUAAGGGAGAAUUGUCAUAGGGAGGAGCUUUCUGCCCUUACCAGGGAGUGGAACAUUGAACGAAAGGAGAUGGUGGCACAGAAUCAAGCAAGGCUUACUGCCUUCCAGUCUGGUGAUUCUGCCUCAUUGCAACAGCAGGUCAUUAGUCUGAGCCAUCAGUUGGAGCAGGCGAAGGAGAAACACAAGCUGGAGCUUGCUGAAGCUCGUAGUGGAGAAGAGAUGUCUAGGGGCACCUUACCUAGUCCUUUGUUGGCAGCUCCUAAGAUCUCUUCACAGCCCGGUGAUGCCAAUUACUCGGUGGAUAUUCAGGACCUAGAACUUCAUAAUAUAGACCUGGAAGCUCAACUGUCACAACUCAAUGCAGAGCUCAGCCAGAGCAAGAUUCGGGAGAGGGAGCUGAGUCGCAAAAUUGAAAAAAUGGAGGUCAAGGGCAAAUAUCCUCAGGAUGAUGAUGACCCUCCUUUAAGUCUAGAUGGUUCCUACAGUAACCAUGACGAUUCGGCUGUCUUCAGAGAGCCCACAGAAUUUGAGUACCUGAAGAACAUCCUGUACGAAUUCAUGAUGGGCAAGGAGACGAGGACGCUGGCUCGCGUGAUUGCCACUGUGGUCAGAUUCUCAGAUGAACAAACCAGAAAUGUAGUUGCCAAGGCAGAUGCUAAAUCGAUCUGAUCUCAACAGACAGUUCACAUGCUGUGGCGUUCCCCAUGAAAGCUGUCUGCGUAUAUCGGAUAAGUCUACCCUUCCUGUGAAUUUGAUGUACCAUGCUUUGAGGAUAUAGGCUGGUGUCAAAAAGGGACAAGGCUUUGUCAUUGGGUUUCUAUCUCUCUGUAUCAAAUCAAACUGGAGUAAUAUCAGGCCCCCUUCAUGUAUUUCCGAGAGAAAUUAAUGGUUGAAAAUGGCAAUCUGUAAAAGUUUCUAAUAAACAAGCUGUUAAAAAUACCAAUGCGAUUAGUGUAACAGGUGGUUUCAAUAAACUGUUCUUCCACUGUGGACAUGAAUGGGAAGAAAGUGUGCCAUGCUUCUUUGCUGACAUUACAAAUGUGGAAUACAUUCCUCUGAGAUGACUAUCAUGAAUUGUUUACUCUGCUUCACUCUUUGGGGGUUGUAUUACUAGACAAAGAAACAUUUGUUUUGAUGAAAUACUUUUGAAGGUAUUCACCUUUACACUUUUAAGCGUGUGAUUGAAAAGCAUUCAUUGAAUAUUUUAUCAGCAGAUAGUCUCAAUUCUAUUAUUGUUCCUGCUUUUUGUUAUACUUUUGUUUGUUUUGGGUUUUUUUUUUUUUUGUGGGUUUUAAUUCGGUGGACUUAAAACAAGACAUGAUAAUCAUUAUCAGUAGAUACUACUUUCGUGCGACUACUUUCGUGCGAUACUGUAACUGAAAAUGAUUUCACAAAUAUAUAUAUAUAUAUGUGAAUUGUUUAAGGAUGGUAAGAGGGGGUGAUUAAUUUGGUUAGCUUGUAUUUGAAAUCUAUCCUCUCUUAUGUUUUAUGGGUUUUAGAGUAGGCCUGCUCCAGUUUUCAUAAGUAAGUUCCUAUGACAACAAAUGUUGUCUUAAUUUAUACUUGUUCGGCAAAUAAUUGGGGGGGGGGGGGGGUCACCACAUUUGGUAUCAAAUUGGUGGUCAUAUAACAUUACUGUAAGAUUCAUUUGCCGUUUGAAAAUAAUUUUUACAGUGAAAGCCAUUGUCUGUAUUCUUCAUAAAUUCUUUAGAGUAGCGUAGUGUUAAAGGAUAUAUACACUCUCACAUACAUCUAUGUACAGGUACAGAAAGUAAAGGACAGUGUAAAAGGUCUUUUGCAGUGCAUACCAAAAGGGCAAUUCAAAACUUUCAGAUUUACCAUUCUCUCUUGUGCUUGGCUGUCUGAAGAAUUGAGACUGGGUUUAAAAAAAAUCAGUAUUUAUCAUUGCUUUGUAAAGACUGCAGGUUUUACACAUUUCUACAAUUUUACAUUACUAUCCAAAUGUCAAACUCCUCAUAAUCAAACACCUCUCUUUCCAGUUUUUCAUGACCUUAUUAAACAAGAUCAACAAGUUCAGUGAGAAAUGAAUUGUGUUGCAACUGGACCAGAUAUUACAGUGCUGUUGAACUAUAGUGCAGUAUAUGAUUCUCUUCACUUGUCUUUUCAUCUGCUCUUCUGUUAUAGUGGUGGGUUGUCCUUAUUUUUCUGUAAACUGUAACUGUUAUCUUAAUCAGUUCCAGGCAAAAUGCGGGCAUAAUUGCUUUGCCUCGCCAUGGACUACAACUCAACAAUACUCUAUUCUAACUAGUUGAACAGAUGCAUGUCUUCUGAAAACUUGUAAGUGGGCUGAUAAGCAAUAUGUUUUCUUCCAUAUAAGUAAUUUCGAGUGGCAUUUUCUUUUCUGCAUUUGAAUUUGUGAUAUGUUUAAACAGUGCUGUGAAGUGCAAAAGUCCCGUUCAUCUUCGCACAGCGGUGAUAAGAUGACAUUUGUAGACACUGACAUGUCCUACGCAUUAACAGUACCAAAGAAAUUCUCAUUCUUUGUUUUUGCUUGAUCCCAUGUGUUAUAAGUACCGGUACCUCACUGUUCAGCCAUUUUUGCCUGUUGUUUUAAGUAUGAAUGGUAAUGUUGUUUUAAAGCUUCUUUAUCUGAGUCUGCCUUGCACUUGCACUUAUCAUGAUACAUACAAGCUGAGCUUGAGAACAGAUUUCAUUAUGUAGCUUUUUCUCUUUUGUAAAUUUCUGAUUUUACAUAUUUUACUUUACAGUGCUCAAAUUUAGUUAGUUGAUAUUUUUUAGUGGCGAUUUCUCUUUUUUAAAUUCAUUUUUAUAAUCAAUACUGAUUUUGCUUAUACUAUUUAGCUUCCACAGCUGAAAUUCAAAAUAAUUUGUGUUGCUAAAAUUGUUGACAUAAUGCUCUUGAUAAUCCUUGUCAAAGAUUUCAUUAUGUCUAGAUCUACAAGUGAAUUGAACUUGGAUGAAAACCAUCUGAUGGGAGAAAUGGUUUGUUGAACAAAUGGAAGAUUUUAUCCUUGUUUUUGGAAUAUCAAGCUUCACUUUUUUCUUAUCCUUUCUAGAAAAUUACUUAGAAUUUCUUUGUAUAUAUAUAUAUAUAUAUAUAUUCUUUUGAUUACCAUUAUGGUCUAUGCUUGAUGUAUUGUGUAAUUUAUUCUAGCUCAUAAAUUUCACUGCCACACCAACAACUGGCAGGUCUGUGAAACUGCUCUGUCCUUUUCUCACAGUGCACUUCAAGGGCAAAAAUGCUCCGUCAUUUGUUGUGGUGCUAACUUCUGUAUUAGCUUCCUUUGGUUUUCUGAAAAAAAAAUGUUUAUGGUGAGUUUUAUUAUUCUAUUAUUUAUUGAUUGCCUUUAUUGUUCUCAUCAGUUUACAUAAGGUCUGAAUAGCAGGGCAUAAUUGCUACAGUGGUUUGAAAAGACAUGGACUGAGGUGACUGGAACUGAAUAUAAUAUAAGCAUACUAGAUGAGGCUCGGAAAAGGAAGAGAUCUGAGGUCAUUGUUGGAGUUUUUUUAGUUUUAACAACUGCCAUUUUGAGAUAGAUUGAGAUAGACUGUUUCGAAAGAUUUUAAUGAAAUAUGAUAAACUUUUAUGUGGAAAAGCUAGGAUUUUUGUCUCUACGUUAUUUUGCAAUGUUUACACUAGAUAAUUUCCUAAUUGUUGUAAUGUAGUGAGAAGCCUGGUCCUGCUGCAAGAAUUUCAUGGCAGAGAGGUUUAUGAGAUUCUCAUUGUCAGCUGAACUGUGAAACCAACUGGAACUGGAGUAUGACAACAUUUUCUGGCUUUUGUUGUAAAAUGUGCAAUGUCCUUUGUUAUUUAUUAUUCUCCCUACUGCUGUAAAUAUGUUUUCUCACAUUAUCAUCAUAUAUAUAUAAAGUACAUGUAGAACUAUUUAUUUAUUACAAGGAAAAUUGGAAAGUAGCUUCAAAAACACUGAAACUCCAAGGCUGUCUUGGUUAAUUUCCAUUAUGUUCAUGAUUUUUCAAGCCUUUUAUAUUCUGUGAUAAAGAGGGAAGUUGAGGAAAUUCUUAAUACAGUAUAACACAGAUAGCUUGAAUUCGUCGAAGCUGGCCUCGGUAGUUCGAGGGAUAUCUUAUAAAGAUAAAGAAGAAAAAAAAAUGGACCACAGGCACAGUUCGAUGGAUGCGUGAUUUCAAGCCUUCUGUGUUCGACCUAUCCUUGUUAUACUGUACCUUUCACAAUAUAGAUGUCAGAGGGUACAGGAAGCCUCUGAUAUCACCUAUGGCAUUCCACAUGUCGGUAGUUAGGUCUAUCAUCCUUUGUUGUUUGACUUCACAUACACAUACAGUGUACAUAAAUGCGUUACUCAUAUCAAACAGAGGCUACUCACUGACACAUAAUACAUUGAGAGUGUGUAUUUCUUUUGGUCACUCCCUGUUAUGCUGGUUGUGUUUAUGUUAAUCUUGUCCUUGCUAAUGUUAGCAAACUCUGUCUUUGUGGAGAGAUUAUGUGUAACAAAGCAGCCCAUCUCAUGACAAGUCCCGUACAAAUGUCUGUGCAGCAUUCUUGAAAUAGUAAUUUCAAGUGGAGUGUACUUGAUUGGUUCUUUAUUAGGAGUGGACACGUUAUUUUACUAUGUUUGUCUUAUAUAGAAUGUAAUGUAUUCUGUAAUUUCUGGAUAAGUGUGACAGUAUAUAUUCGAAAGUUCUGUUUGAUGAAGAUAAAGAUUUUUUAAAAAUUGUGCGGACUUUGAGGAGCUUUAGAAUGCAAGGAAGAAAGGUAGACACUGUUUUUGCAGUGAUGUGUCUAUGUAUGUGAGGGGGGCUGUUUUUUGUCAUUAUCGUGAGAUACUCUGUUAAAACGAGUGAUUUGAAGAAUAAAAGAUGGUUGCUGAUUCUAUC